GAGCCUGUCGUGAGAAGGGCAAGGCGGCACUCGAUACGCCGGCAUCGUGGCGUGUCGCACGUUGGUCUCUUUCCAAUAGCGCAACCUUUUUGACAGCGAAUUUUCGCAUGACACGCGAUAGCGGGUAUUACAAAGCGACGUAGCGACGCAGACACCAGAGCCUGACGCCGUGUAACAGUCAGGGCCACGAGAGUAUUCAAAGCCCAGCGUACCAAUCCAAGUAACAUAAAAUACUGUUGAAUUACCGUCGCAUAGAAAUGGAGGACUCACGCUCACUCGGCCCUGUCCCAGUGGCGCCAAUACCGGACGGCGGUCAAGCAGUCAAGCUUCUUAAGCCGGCAAACGAUGACAUGGAGUACAGGUACCUGCUGCUGCCCAACGGGCUGCGAGUGCUCCUCAUCAGCGACCCCACAGCGGACAAGGCUGGAGCCGCGAUGGAUGUGUGUGUGGGCUCGCUGUCUGACCCCCGCGCCUUCCCCGGGCUGGCGCACUUCACGGAGCACAUGCUCUUCUAUAGCAGCGCCAAGUACCCGGUGGAGGACGAGUACACCAAGUUCAUCAGCGACCACGGCGGCGCCACCAACGCCUACACAUCGGCCGAACACACCAACUACCACUUCGACAUCAACUGGGAGUCUCUGGGUGAGGCUCUGGACCGCUUCUCUCAGUUCUUCAUUGAGCCGCUCAUCAGCCAGGACGGCAUAGAGCGGGAGGUGCGGGCGGUGGACUCGGAGCACGGCAAGAACCUCAACUCCGACCCCUGGCGCAAGCAGCAGGUGAACAAGAGCACCGCCAACCCCGACCACCCCUGGUCCCGCUUCUCUACCGGCACCCGCCACACGCUGUACGAUGGCCCGCUGGCCGCCGGGUCCGACCCGCGGGCCGCGGUGGUGGACUUCCACUCCGCCCACUACAGCGCCGACCGCUGCUGCCUGGCGGUGCUGGGCCGGCAGCCGCUGCAGGAGCUGCAGGACAUGGUGGCGCCUCUGUUCAGCCAGGUGCCCAACAAGCGCCUCAGCCGGCCGCAGUUCAGCGACUCGGUGUUCCUGGCGGACCAGAGGGGUGUGCUGCUGCGGCUGGUGCCAGUGAAGGAGGGGCAGAGUCUGGAGAUGGUGUGGCAGGUCCCGCCCUCCGAGCGGCAGUACCGGGAGCAGCCGCUGGGCUACCUCAGCCACCUACUGGGGCACGAGGGCGAGGGCAGUGUGUUCGCGCUGCUUAAGGCGCGGGGCUGGGCCAGUGCGCUAUGGGCGGGCGAGAGCGGCGGCGGCAUGUCCUUCGCAUCCUUUUUCACGGUUCACAUCGAGCUGACGGAGGACGGCCAGCGCCACGUCCAGCAGGUGGCUGAGGUGGUGUUCAGCUACAUUGGCCUGAUGCGGUCUCCGGGCGGCAUCAGCGCCCGCAUCUGGGAGGAGGUGCGGGGCCUGGCGCAGCUGCACUUCGACACACGCGACAAGGGCCGGGCCUUCAGCUACACCACCAGCCUGGCUGCUGGGCUGCACACCUACCCGCCCCAGGACCUGCUGCCGGCGUUGUACGGCGUGCCCCUAGCCUUCGACCCCGCCGCCAUUGCCUCCGCCCUGGAGCUGCUCAGCCCCCAGGACCUGCGCCUGUUCUGGAUAAGCAAGCAGCACCUGCAGCACAACGAGGACGCCGCGACCGCCACCGUGUCACCAAGCGCGCAGCGCACAGCUGCUGCGGCGGCGGCGGCUAUUGCGGAUGAACCUGCCGGGCCCUUCUCCGCUGAUGUGGCUUCCGCAACGGCCCCCACUUGCCCUGACUCCGCCGCGCCUCCUCCGCCCCUGCUGACUGAGCCCCACUACGGCGCGCAGUACAGUGUGUCGCCCCUGCCGCCUGCCUGGCUGGAGGCGUGGGGGCAGGCGCUGGAGCGGCCGCAGGACCAGCCGGAGCUGCACCUGCCCGCGCCCAACCCCUUCAUCCCCACGGACCUGUCUCUGGCUGCGGACGAGGCCGCCGCUGCCCCCGUGGUGGCCCUGGCGGUGCCGGGGCGGCUGCGGCUGUGGCACAAGCCCGACACGCGGUUCGGCCAGCCCAAGGCCGUCCUGUACCUGGACAUACAGAGCCCGGAGGCUUACUCCAGCCCGCGUGCGGCGGUGCUGACCCGGCUGUUUGUUAAGCUGGUGUUGGACUACCUGAACGAGGUCGCAUACCCCGCACAGCAGGCGGGUCUGGACUACAACCUGCUUAACACUCAGUCGGGUGUGCAGCUGCUGCUGAGCGGCUACAACCACAAGCUGCCGCACCUCAUGACGGAGGUGCUGGGGCGGCUGGGGGACUUCAAGGUGCUGCCUGACCGGUUUGAGUUCGUGCGCGAGGGGCUGGUGCGGGAGUAUGCCAACCAGAUGCACAACCAGCCUUACAGCUGGGCCAUGUACCGGGCCGAGCUGCUGACCACCAGCCGGCGCUGGCCGCUGGAGCUGUACGGUGCGGUGGCGGGGCAGGUGGGGGCGCAGGAGCUGGAGGAGCACGUGCGGAGACUGACCAGCCGCUGCUUCGUGGAGGGUCUGGCUGCGGGCAACAUGCGGGCGGCCGAGGCGGUGCGGUGCGGCGGACUGGUGCUGCAGCUGCUGAGGGACAAGCUGGGCUCCGCGCCACUGCACGAGUGCGAGCGGGCCGAGCUCCGAGUCAACAAGCUGCCCACCGCCCCGCCCAUACCUGUGCCCGAGGCCGGUACUGGCGCAGCGCCAGCCGAGGCGGCCUCUGUCCCCACCUCCGACCCCAGCCCCGCCUCCGCCUCUGCCCCGCCUCCGCCACAGCCUCCGGUGUGCAACGGCUGGCUGUUUGCGGAGGAGGGGCCCAGCGGCCGGGAUGAGAACAGCGCGGCAGUGGUGCUGUACCAGCGCGGCCCGGACGACCUCCGCCGCAACGCCCUGGGUCAGCUGCUGGCCCAGCUGUCCAAGCGCGACGCCUUUGCCGAGCUGCGCACCCGGCAGCAGCUGGGCUACAUCGUCAGCCUGCACGGCGGGGCGGAGCACGGCGUGGGGUACCUGGAGCUGCUGGUGCAGUCCAACUCCCACGACGCGGACGAGCUGUGUCGGCGCAUGGACGACUUCGUGAGCCGCCUGCUGGACACAGAUCUGCCUGAGAAGUGCGCCCUCGCGCCGCCGCGAGGCGAGGGCGGCGGGGGCGAUUCGGCGGCUGCAUCUGAGCCCGGCACCCCUGCCGCCUCCACAACCACCUCCUCCGCCCUCUCUGAGUUUGCCACGGCGGUGGAGGAGCUGGCAAAGGCCAAACUGGAGAAGCCCAAGAAGCUGGGUGACCUGGCCAACCGCUGGUGGUCCGAAAUUCAACACGGCACCUAUGUAUUUGACCGCCAGGAGGCUGAGGUGGCGGCGCUUCGCUCGCUGAGCGCCAUCGAGCUGCUGGCCUUUGCGCGCGAGCUCAUGGGACCCGCCACCUGCCGCAAGCUGUCCGUGCAGGUGCGGGGCAAGGCGGAGGCGGCACGCAAGGCUCAGGCGACGGCGCCCACAGCAGCAACAGGCGUGUAUGGGAGCGCAGGUGCCGCGGCAGGCACCUCAACGGAUCCUGCUGAGCCGGGUCCCAGUGGCAGCGAAGUGCCCACGGCCGCCGCUGCUGCGGAGGCGGGGCCGGAGCCUGCCCCUGCUGCCCCCCGACCGCCUUACGCGAAUGUGGGGGCCAACACGACGGAGGCAUUCGGCUGGAAGCGCUGCUGCGAGUCGUGGCCCAGUGUGCGGGCUCUGUGGGCGGCGCGGCGGGCGGCGGCGGGGGAGCCGGGGCUGCCUGAGGCCGUGGGCGAGCAGGGGGCAAUUGAGGCGCAGGGUGCGUAAAGGGCAGAUACAAGGAUGGAUGCAUACCCACCCGGCAGUUGUGUGUUGGUGGUGCACAUGGCGGGGACGUGUUGGAACAGGCUGUCUACACAUGUGGGAGUCUCGUAAGGUGAAGGUGGCUUACUGGACAAUGCAUACGGGAAUGAGCGCGGGAAGGAUAGAUAGGUGGCCAGGCGUCGUGAGGGAGGCUUGGGAUCGUGUCACGUCCGCAAAAGCGGCCCCGGUGGGCCUUUGUUUGUGGUGGUGGUUGACAUACCGCACCAGUGUAGAGUCUACAACUAUGAUGUGUAUAGCACGUGCCGCGUGUGAGCAGCGAUGCCAGGGUCCAGCAGUGGCAGAGGGCGCGGCGAGAGCAGUGGCAGGCACAUGGGCGGGGCAGGCACAUGGGCGGGGCACACCGCAGGAGGUGCUCUGGCGGGAGGUGCAAGAGGUGAUGAAGAGGCGGCGCAAGUCAUGUUGUGUGUACAGAGUUUGGAGGACAGGUUGAUGCUGUCUUCCCCAGCCGUCCGGCCUAGGUCCGUUGACAUAGGGAGCUAGAUGGGUUGACCACAUCACAGCGCGAGCCCCAAUACACCGUCCUGAGUGGUCGUCUCUAAUCUAGGAGCAAACUUAACACAUCGUUUCAGCGUGUGGGGACGCCGCGUUGGCGAGAGCCACGGAUCGCCCUUAUACAGUGAGGGCAUGUCGCACCCGUGGAGGGCACUGUAAUCACUUUGGUGG
Molecule: messenger RNA, 4526 nt
Organism: Chlamydomonas reinhardtii
Lineage: Eukaryota; Viridiplantae; Chlorophyta; Chlorophyceae; Chlamydomonadales; Chlamydomonadaceae
Exons: 30
Coding region: 258-3806 (1182 amino acids)
Biological process (GO): peptide catabolic process
Cellular component (GO): cytosol; mitochondrion
Molecular function (GO): metalloendopeptidase activity; metal ion binding
Source: RefSeq, a predicted model, not a curated record